Colletotrichum spaethianum is the source of this 615-nucleotide messenger RNA. RefSeq lists its product as uncharacterized. Gene Ontology annotation, biological process: nucleoside metabolic process. NCBI's taxonomy places the organism in Eukaryota, Fungi, Ascomycota, Sordariomycetes, Glomerellales, Glomerellaceae. The record is from RefSeq and is a predicted model, not a curated record. Gene Ontology annotation, molecular function: catalytic activity. The coding region runs from base 1 to 615 and encodes 204 amino acids. The transcript has a single exon.
AUGCUGGACGAGGAGCGCCCACUGCUUCCAAUUCAAGCUAGCGACAAUAACACGUAUGUGCUAGGACGCAUUGGCCAGCACAACAUCGUCAUGGCAUGCUUGCCCGAGUAUGGAACCAUCAAUGCCGCAGUCGUCGCGACGAACUUGAAGCGAAGCUUUCCGGAGAUUCGCGCUACUUUGAUGGUUGGCAUCGGCGGCGGACCUCCUAGCCAGGCCGACUUGUACCUAGGGGACGUAGUCGUUGGCACAAGGGUAAUGCAGUAUGACAUGGGCAAGGUUAUCGUAGGCGGCUACUUCCAAGAAACAGCCGUCGCGAAGACACCUGCUCCCCUGCUAAACUCAGCUGUGUCCACUCUACGGUCGAGACUCGAUCCCAGCAGCCCAAGUCGAAUAACAAGCCUCUUGCGAAGCAGACUUCCGAACCUCUGGAACCUCUGGCGCCUAAAUCACCCUGACCGCCUUUUUCAAGCGGACUAUGAACACUGCCUCGAUGCGCAAACAUGUGAUGGCUGCGAUCCGGAGAAGCUGCAGCUACGAAAAGCACGCUUUACUGACGAACCCAAGAUCCACUAUGGAGUCAUCGCUUCGGGCAAUAGGGUCAUGAAGAAUGGGUAA